This is a messenger RNA of Trichosporon asahii var. asahii CBS 2479, 1134 nucleotides long. RefSeq names its product PX domain protein. Lineage: Eukaryota; Fungi; Basidiomycota; Tremellomycetes; Trichosporonales; Trichosporonaceae. Gene Ontology annotation, cellular component: endosome. The coding region runs from base 1 to 1134 and encodes 377 amino acids. The record is from RefSeq and is a predicted model, not a curated record. Gene Ontology annotation, molecular function: phosphatidylinositol-3-phosphate binding. The transcript has 3 exons.
AUGUCGACUCUGGCCCCACCGGCGUCGGCGUCGACAACGCCCUCAACACCGUCAACGCUCUCAGCGCCGACACCCCCACAACCCUCUCACAGCAACGUUCCCGAAGUUGUCACCGUGACCUCCACCGCCCUACCCUCAGCCUCCACCGACACCCAGCCGACUCCCUCAGAGCCGCCAACAGAUACGAAGGGGAAGAAAACGGCCACGAAACCAAUCCUGGAGCUCCUACCCCCGUCACCGACCCAUCUGUCGUUCUCCGACCCAGACCCAGACCCAGAGUCCAGCGUCGAGGAGAGUGACGUAGACGCGCCCCGUCCGUCGCCCAUUUCGGAGUUGGUCCGGAUCUGUGCAGGCGGAGGAGCAGUCGACCGAGCAGAGAGCGUACGGUCUGCACGGAUAGAAGUCGAGACGGAGGACGGCACGAUUGUGCGCCCCAGCUCACGAUUCCUGGGCAUAGGCCUCAGCUCUCCGUUCGGGUCACCGAGCUCGCCGUCCAGCACGAGGUCAGCGGGCUCGAGCAGCGGCGGCCUACUCGGAUUUGGGAAGGGCGGAGGAGUCUGGAACUCGGGCAACGGCAGUGGAUCGGGGACAGGUGGAAGACUAUUGCGGCUGGCCUUGCCGUGGAAACGGAAAGACGUCACGGAGCCGAUUCGCGUGACGACGAGCCCGACGCCGAGCGCGCGCGAUGCCCCCUUCGCGAAGGAGGUGGAAGUGAAGGGAUGGCAGAUUGUGGGCGGGCGGAACUUUGACGACAAGGCCAGAGUCGGGGCAUAUGUUGUCUACGACAUAGAGCUGCAACUCCGGAACGGAUCGACCGUCACCAUUCUCCGUCGAUACACCGAGUUUGUACGGUUACGCAAAGAGCUGCAGGCUGCGUAUCCUCACCUCGGCCAAACCAUCCCUCCCUUACCGGGCAAGAACCACAUGCGCAAGUUCUCGCCCGAAUUUCUCGAGGACCGCCGCCCGCGCCUGCAGCGCUUCCUUAGGACGGUGGCGCUGCAUCCCGAGAUGGGCGCUGGUGGGGCUGAAUCCGUGUUUGGGCAGUGGGUGCUGGGAUACAAGGACUCGCCGGCCGAGUCGCGGCCGAGCGCGUCGAGUGCCACCACUGACCCGAGAGCCGCGAGCCAUGAGUAG